AUGGAUUCUCAGACACCAACGGAUGCGUACUUCACCAAUCUAUUACAAUGGGGAUCCAACCUUUUAGGUGAAUUUAUGAUCAAAUCUCCAAAUCAAAUGGGUCAAUGUUCAAGCCAACAUGGUGAAGUGGCUGGGCAAGAGUCUCCAUUAUCACCCCAAAUAGAAUCCACCACAAAGAAAUCACAACGUGGUGGCAACUUUAGUAUAGAAGAAGACAAUCUCCUUGUAUCGGCAUGGCUCAAUACAAGUUUGGAUGCAAUACACGAAAAUGAGCAAAAGCACAAGACAUAUUGGAACAGAGUUUGGGAGUAUUUCCACAAGUACAAGACUUUUACUUCUGAACGUAAUCAGAAUUCUUUAAUGAAUCGGUGGUCAACUAUUCAACUUGGAACCAAUAAGUUUUGUGGGUUCUUUGCUCAAAUUGAAUCAAUGCAUCAAAGUGGAGUAAAUGAGCAAGACAAGGUCUAUAUUGUGUACAUAUCUAAAUUAGAUGCACCAACCAAAAUGGUUAGAGGAAUGUCAAAAGAAAAAACCAAAAAAAAAAAGACUUCUGCAACAUCUUCUCCUUUAGCUACAAAGGCGAUAAAUCUAGCAGAUGAUGAUGUUUCACAUCAUGCUUAUGUAGACUUGGAGAGGCCACUAGGCAGGAAGGUUGAAAAAGAGCAGUUGAAUAAACGAAAUAGUAAAGAUUCAGCUGGUUCAAAUUGUGCAGGGAUAUUGAAUGGGAUAAUGGAAGAAAAAAAGAAAGCAAAUGACAAGAAAAUGGAAAUCCUUGAGAAAGCGUGUCUUCAAGAGCAAGAGAAGAAUCGUAUGAACCAAGAGCUUGAGCAAGAGAGAAUUUGA
Molecule: messenger RNA, 843 nt
Organism: Camellia sinensis
Lineage: Eukaryota; Viridiplantae; Streptophyta; Magnoliopsida; Ericales; Theaceae
Source: RefSeq, a predicted model, not a curated record